ACUACUUUUGUUUAGGUUGUCUAAAUAAGCUCAAGCACUGUGUCACAUUUUAACGUUUGAAGGCCGUUGGCCAUGUGGUUGCUCUUCUUGGUUGCUUCCAUCGUUUUUGUUCCAUUACACUGUAGUGAUUAUCUAGAAAUACAGAAUGUGCAACCGAUAACAAAGGAAAUGCUUGAAAAUCCCAGAUCAUCCAAUUUUCUUGUUAUUUUCCAUCGGACAUCUUGCCCUGCUUGUCAUUCAUACUUGCCAAUAUUUAAAAAACUGGUCGCUAAAAUUUCUGACUGGACCAAGGACGUUAUCAUUGGCGCUGUAGACUGCGACGAUCCAAAAGAUGAAAUGCUUUGUGAUGAACAAAAUAUUCAUGGUGUCCCUUCAAUUCGGUUUUAUUCAAAACAAUCUGAAGCAAGCGAAAACUUUCUAAGAGGAGAGUUCAUCGUUCCUUCUCGAGAUGACGAGAUUUUGGGCAAAGCUGUCCAUGAUAUUCUCGUAAAGAAUAUGCUGAUCCCAUAUGAUAGAAGACAAAUUGUGCGCAAUAAUACAACUGUCUAUGAGCCCAAAGAAGCCAAGAGAGCAUCAGGGGAACAACUUUAUCCAACCAACUAUAGGAUUGAUCCGGUGUAUGCAGAUGAUAUAUACAUUUCGUUAUCAAAAUUACUUUUUGACGAUAUCAGCUCACGGGUCUCUUUCAACGAAGAGGAUGUGAAAUCCGUACAGGAAUUCAUGCAUAUGCUCAAGCUACUAAUGCCAGGGAGUCCGUACUACAAGAGAAAAAUCGCCGAGUUGUCUGAUUGGGUGGAUCGACAAGAUACGCUUACUGGAAAACAAUGGUCGCAACAUUUAAAGGAUAUGAAGUUUCCCGUCUACCGAGGUGAGCACGUUGCUUGCAAGGGUAGCAGUCCUGGAUACCGCGGGUACACUUGUGGCCUCUGGCUAUUGUUCCACAGUCUUACAGUGCGACAUUUUGAAUUGGCUUCAGCUUUAGCUAAGACACCGGGGGACCUGGUUGCUCAUGCAUUACAUCGCUUUGUGCCGCGAAUGUUUUCUUGCCGCACAUGCGCAUUUCACUUUGCCGCAAACACGGCUAACAUAGCACGGCCUGGCGAGGAUCCUUUGAAUCUGAAUCGCGAAUCACCAAGCCCUGACGAUUUCAAAUGGGAUCCCGAAGUUGUGAAGCUGCUUCCAAAGGCUCCAACUACGCCUCGUGAAGAAAUUUUAUGGCUGAAUGCAGUACACAACCGAGUAAAUAAACGUUUGGCUGGUGACAGUACCGAAGACCCAGAGGCACCGAAAGUGCUUUAUCCUCCCGCGGUGGUUUGUCCCGGUUGCUGGUCCAAGAAUUCCGAUGGUCAUCCGAUUCUCGGCGGAACAGUAGAAGCGAACGAUAGACUGCUUGCCUUUUUGGUCUCUCAGUACCGCUCGUCUUCGUGGAAGGUGUACAGUAUAGGAGAACACUUCUUUGAUGUAUUAAGUUUGUACGAAACGGAACAAAAAACAGUCGAUACAUGGCUCAUCGUUUCUUCCGUUUUAAUCACUGUGCUUGCCAUCGGCGCCAUACUAGUACUCGCACGACUAAUAUGGCCAUUCCGAAGGCGACGUUAUGCUGGUGCCGAAUACCGCUCUGCACAAGCAACAGGCAAGCGACCGGUACAAAAUGGUAGCAAUUCAGACGUCUGAACUGGUGAUGCGACCGUGCUGAUUCACAAUCCAGCAACUCGUCCCACUUUUUUGCCUCUUUAUGCGUCAGCUUGCUAGGACUGCAAUACAUCUUAUACAUCUAUACUUCAUAUAAACUGCAUUUCAAUCGGUUUUCGAUGACUGAUUUAUACGAGUUUGCCCAACUUUUGCUUUUAUGCCUUUGUACCAUUAUGGAUACAGCUUCCCCCCUUAUUGUUCACCCUCCAUUCUCUCAAGUAGCCUGCAGUGCUUUCAUUGUCCAUCUGCCCUAUUGCGUACUUAUCUCUAUUAUUUCGUGUCUAUUUGUUAUCCCGUCAAAACCUCCCAUAAAUCGUAACUGACAUUCACUUGUUAUGCACACCGGUUAUGGCAUGAUCAUUCUAAGAUUUAGUCCCAGCUUCGGUCAAUUGAUCCAAUGCAGCUACGUCUCUCCUCC
Molecule: messenger RNA, 2110 nt
Organism: Dicrocoelium dendriticum
Lineage: Eukaryota; Metazoa; Platyhelminthes; Trematoda; Plagiorchiida; Dicrocoeliidae
Source: the annotation of a GenBank genome assembly